GUCGUCGAGUGAACACGUUACGAGCGCGUCGAUCGCAAAACUCAGACAUACAAAAUACUAAAUUGUUGACUCUCUGUGCCCCCCGCUAGAAAGUUGUUUACGUGCCCGUCGCCCGCAACUGUCGAAGGGUUUCAAAGCUAACGGCAGCCAUUUAGUGUGUAGUGAAGCGCUCCAAUGGUGCGYCAAGUGUAAAAACAACAACCAAACAAACAAAGGCAAGUGCCUACGCAAGGAUUAACUGAGAUACAGUUUGAUAGACAAAAGCCGCCAACAUAGCCGAACUAAUCGCCGCCUCGCCCGCACAAUCAACGCGCGUAUUUAUGACUAAAAUGAUUCCGCCGGUACCCACCUCAGCCGUCAUGUUGCCCACACCCAAGCAGAAGAUCGGCUUCAGCAUCGAAUCGAUUGUUGGCAACGAUGCGACGGCGACUGCCGCCGGAGGCAAUCCGGAUCAGCAGCCUGGUAGCCCGCAGCCGGAUCGCAAUGGGCCCGGCUCGCCGCCCCAGACUCCGCCCGCUGCGCUCACAAUGCUGUCCGCCACGCCCACACCGCCACACCAUCUGAUGGCACCGCCAACACAUCACGCCGCCCACGUGCUGCCGCCGCACAUGGCACCACAUCCGCAUGCGCAUCCUCAUCCGCAUCCCCAUCUCUCGCCAGCCCAACAGCACGCCCUGCACCAGCAUCUGCUGCUCCAUCAGCAGCAGCAGGGCACACCAAAGUCACACCACGAUAUCCAGGAGCUGCUGCAGCGCCUGCAUCACAAUGCCGCCGUCGCCAACAGCCUCAGUCCGCUCCAAACGCGCCUCUCCCCGCUGGGCGAUGUGCACUCCACACCCGUUGCUGUCUCCCUGAAGCGCGAGCGCUCGCCAGCACCGCCCGGCUCGGAGCAGCUCGAGAACCCAGCGCAGCGCAUUCAGCCGCCACACACGCCGCCCAAGUCCGUGUCGCCGCAAUCGUCGCAGCCCUCGUCAUCGCCCACAUUGCUGGUCAGCAGUCCGCACAAUACACCACCUCAGCAGCACCAGCAGCAGCAACAGCAGCAGCAGCAACAACAGCAACAGCAGCAGCCGCCCAGCUACCCUAAGACACCUGUCAUGCAUUCGUCCGCCGGCCCAGGCCCCGCUGGCCCCGGCCCCAAUCCGCUCAUGCUGCCAGGCAUGCCGCCAGCGGGCUUAGUGCGUCCGUUCCCGAUGGGCCCAGGCGGUCCACCGCCACCGCAAGGCCAGCCGGGCAUGCCCGACAUCAAGGCACUGCCGCCGUACAUCAACACGCCGCCGGAGUUGGCGCCCCAGCACAAUCCGCAUCUGAUUGCCGCCGCCCAGUUCCAAAUGGCCGCAGCCCUGCAGGCCGGCCAUGUGCUGGGUCCAGCAGCAGCUGCCGCCGCAGCCGCUGGCCUGCCCCCGCACGCCGCCGCCUCCUUCAUGGGCAAUCCGGGCAUGCCGCGCGAGAGCUACCCGCUCUAUCCGUGGCUGCUCAGUCGCCACGGCCGCAUCUUUCCACACCGUUUCCCUGGAAACUUCCUUCUGCAGCCUUUUCGCAAGCCGAAACGCAUUCGCACCGCCUUCUCGCCGUCGCAGCUGCUGAAGCUGGAGCACGCCUUCGAGAGCAAUCAGUAUGUGGUGGGAGCCGAGCGCAAGGCACUCGCACAGUCCCUCAACCUGUCGGAGACCCAGGUCAAGGUCUGGUUCCAGAACCGUCGCACCAAGCACAAGCGCAUGCAGCAGGAGGACGAGAAGGGCGGCGGCUCCGGCUCCGGCUCCGAGCGCAACAUGCAYAACGGCAGCGGCGACGAGGACGACGACGAGCUCAUCGACAUGGAGAUGGACGAUUGUGCCAGCGAUGAUGAGCAUGAUCUGGAUGCGAGUCAUUAGGUGGCCACUCCUCCAUCUUGUCUAUCCGUGAGUUCCUUACUAAAGAGACGCCGCCUACAUUGCUGAGCGUUGUGCGUGAGUGUGCGAAUGACUGUGUGUGUGUGUGUGUGUGUGUGAGUGUGUAAAUGCGAAUCUUAAAUUUAAUUAUUUGUGAUAUAUUCUUAAAAUGAAAAGCGCUAGGCUUAGUGUAUAUAGACAACCUGAAACUCUCAUCUAUAGCACUCCCUGCAAAAGUAUUAAGAACGUUGCGAAGAGCGUCCACUAGCCACGCCCCCAAACAGUGCCAAAUCAUAGGCGGCGGGCGAACUUCGUGACGAGUUGAGUUGAGCUC
Messenger RNA from Drosophila arizonae, 2205 nucleotides. RefSeq names its product homeotic protein empty spiracles (gene ems). Gene Ontology annotation, molecular function: DNA-binding transcription factor activity, RNA polymerase II-specific; RNA polymerase II cis-regulatory region sequence-specific DNA binding. Gene Ontology annotation, cellular component: nucleus. The record is from RefSeq and is a predicted model, not a curated record. Gene Ontology annotation, biological process: brain development; neuron differentiation; regulation of transcription by RNA polymerase II. Lineage: Eukaryota; Metazoa; Arthropoda; Insecta; Diptera; Drosophilidae.